AUGGUCAAGAAACAGCGGCCCUGGCUAUUGGCCUCAGAGCCUCGCAUGCGCAUCCGUACCCUCCUACCAGACCUCUUCCUCGGUGACCACCUUCCAGGACCCCUGAAUUCUUUGACUGACGUGCCUGGCAUCGCAAUCUCGACUCAAGAGAUCACGUCUUUGGACGGAAGCAUCAACACUGGAGUCACAUGCAUUAUCCCACGCAAGGACUGGUUCCACAAAGCCUGCUAUGCCGGUCUUUUCAGCUUCAAUGGCUACGGCGAAAUGACCAGAAGCCACCUCAUCGCGGAGGGUGGACUGUUGUGCUCGCCUAUCGUCUUGACCGGUACUUUUGGCAUUGGAGCUGCUCAUCAAGGGAUUCUCCAAUACGGUGUCGAGACUAAAGAUGAAGCAAGGAAGAAGGUAAAGAAAGAGCUGGAGAAGGCCAAGGAGGAGAAAGAUGGCAGUAUCAUUGUCGUUAUCGCCACAGAUGCACCGUUGCUACCUCAUCAACUCACUCGAAUUGCCAAACGGGCUACUGUCGGACUAUCUUGA
Molecule: messenger RNA, 534 nt
Organism: Aureobasidium vineae
Lineage: Eukaryota; Fungi; Ascomycota; Dothideomycetes; Dothideales; Saccotheciaceae
Source: the annotation of a GenBank genome assembly